AUAAAUAAAAUAAUCUAUGAUAAAUUUUUGCAAAAUAUGAAAGAAAUUUUUUAUAAUAAUGCAAAUGCCUAAGUAAAUUUUAAUAUGCUGAAUAAUUGAAUUUUAAAAAAAGCGGAUUAUCUACUCGAUUGAAUUUUUAUUACACUCUUACUAAUAUAAAUAUACGAACAUUACCACUCUAUGAAUUCUACUUAAUUUUGGAUAUUAAGGAACUAAUCAAAUAAUCAGAUAUUAUUAACAAAAUAUAUAAAAUUCACUCUACUUAAACGUUGGCUGUUGAAAGUGCAGAAUUAUACAGUGUUUAAUAAGGAAACUUUAAUUAAUUUUCAAUAAAAAAAAAGACAAAUUACAUAUACAAAUAAAGACGAUUUAAAAAUUUAUAUUUAAUUUUUUUCACAUUUUGGAUUGGAGAAUUAAUUUAAAACAAAAAAAACAAAAAUAUAUUAAAAAUGGCAGCAAGUCCAAAUGAAAUAUGGUUAUUAUUUUCAUGUUGUUUUCAUCAGACACCUUCACCAUCAAGACGGAGACAUAAAAGACUUCAUAUAGAUAGAUCUAUGAUUGGUAAUCCAACAAAUUUUGUUCAUACAGCGCACAUUGGUUCAACUGAUAUCGAAUUAUCUACAAAUCAUUUGGAUGCACUGCAAAAUCAAAUGAGAAGUAAAGGUGGUUAUGAAAUGACAGCACAACCACUGCAGGCAUGCUGAUCUUCUCCGGAUAAUUCGUAGUUUUUAAGGAAUUUAUUGGCAUAUUUAAGAUUUGAAUUAUUAUUAUUAAUAUUAUUAUGAUUCUUACAAAAUAUAGAAGAAAAAGAAGAAGGAAAAGAAAAAAUACAAUAAGUUAGUUAUCUUUAAAAAAAAAAAAUUUGUUUAAAUUAUAUACAUAACUAUACAUAAAAUAUAUGAAAAUAAAAUAUACAUAAUAUAUAUAUAAAUAUAUAAUUUAAUUGAUCCUAAAUUAGAAUUCUUAUAAUAAUAAUGUUUAUAAAAUUUGUUAAUUUUUAAGUAAAAUACCAAUUAGCAAUAUUAUUAAGAAAUA
Messenger RNA from Condylostylus longicornis, 1035 nucleotides. RefSeq names its product CDC42 small effector protein homolog (gene Spec2). The coding region runs from base 450 to 704 and encodes 84 amino acids. The record is from RefSeq and is a predicted model, not a curated record. Gene Ontology annotation, cellular component: plasma membrane. Gene Ontology annotation, biological process: regulation of Rho protein signal transduction. Lineage: Eukaryota; Metazoa; Arthropoda; Insecta; Diptera; Dolichopodidae. Gene Ontology annotation, molecular function: small GTPase binding. The transcript has 4 exons.